Halichondria panicea is the source of this 2402-nucleotide messenger RNA. Its product is annotated as Bardet-Biedl syndrome 2 protein homolog. Bases 58 to 2268 code for a protein of 736 amino acids. The record is from RefSeq and is a predicted model, not a curated record. NCBI's taxonomy places the organism in Eukaryota, Metazoa, Porifera, Demospongiae, Suberitida, Halichondriidae. The transcript is spliced from 17 exons. Gene Ontology annotation, biological process: non-motile cilium assembly. Gene Ontology annotation, cellular component: membrane; neuron projection; ciliary basal body.
GCGAGCAGCUACGCCCCCUUUAUUUAUCCUUUUGCAAUCAAGCCCAUCUAAACAAAGAUGCUGGUGCCCAUUUUCACGCUCAAACUGAACCAAAAGAUCUUCCCCAGACUGGUGACGGUCGGACAUUACGAUGGCAGGCAUCCAUCACUAACUGCAGCUACAAAUGGUGGAAAGGUUUUCAUACACACACCUCACCGUCGUAUGUCUAGCCCCUCCCCCUCAACCACACCCACUGCACGUCUCUCAGUCUCAUCCUCAGACUCUGACAUCACUCUGCUGAGCAUCGGACAACAUGUGACAUCAUUGGCAGCGGGGAAACUGGAUCCGGAACUGAACCAGGACGUGUUGGUGGUCGGUACCCAGACCAACGUACUAGCAUACGAUGUGGAGCAAAACUCUGAGCUGUUCUAUAAGGAGCUGCCUGACGGAGCUAAUACCAUACUGAUAGGGCAGCUGGCGGACAUGAGUAAGCCCCUGGCCUUUGUUGGGGGUAAUUGUGCAAUCACAGGACUGGACCACGAGGGACAAGACUCGUUCUGGACAGUAACCGGGGACAAUGUGUGCUCGCUGGCCCUGGCAGACUUCAACUCUGAUGGGAGGAAUGAGCUGCUGGUCGGCUCUGAGGACUAUGACAUCAGAGUGUUCCAGGGCGAUGAACUGUACGCAGAGAUUAACGAGGCUGAGGCAGUGGUGGCGCUAUGUCCCCUGCAGGGAGACAAGUUCAGUUACGCCCUUGCCAAUGGAAUAGUGGGCGUGUACAGCGGACAAGAGAGAUUCUGGAGGAUCAAAUCGAAGCACCAGCCGAUAUGUAUGGCAGGGUUUGACAUGAACGAGGACGGAGUGCCUGAGGUUAUAACAGGAUGGUCGAGUGGGAAAGUGGACGUUCGUAGCAGUCAGACCGGUAACGUCAUUUACAAGGACACCUUCUCCUCCACCGUGGCCGGCAUUGUGCAGGCUGACUACCGAUUGGACGGCAAGGAGGAGUUGAUCUGUUGCUCAGUGGAGGGAGAAGUCAGAGGUUACUUGCCCGCUAGUAUGGGGAUGGUCUCCCAGCAACACAGCUUGUCAUUAGGGCCGGAGAGCAAGGCACUCCAGGAGCUUACGAAGAGGAGACAGAACUUAACGAUGGAGCUAAAGAACUUCGAAAUCAAUGAAAAGGUAGCCUCGUCCAAGGACCCUGAGGGGGAGGUGGGUGUGUCCGGUCCUAUGGGGGUGAUCCCCGCCAGUACCAUGCUCAAGACAGAGUUCGGAGUCAUCAUUCCUGACGGAGAUGCACAGGGAAACGUCUCACCUCACAUAGAACUCGCUGUCGUUACCAGCAAUGACACAAUUAUCCGCUCAGUGAUAGUCUUUGCCGAAGGAUUGUUUGAGGGGGAGAGCCAUGUCGUGCACCCCCCUCCCUCCAAACUGAGCAACACAAUCAAGGUACCCCUCUUCCCCCAGAAAGACACUCCAGUGGAACUAAACGUGAAAGUAUUUGUGGGUCAAGUCUCAAGCACUCAAUACCACGUUUUUGAGGCUUCCCGCCCUCUACCGAGAUUCUCCUUGUACAUCCCCUGCAGUGUCGACAUACAGCCCCGUCCAAUUGGCACAGUGACUUUUAACCUCUCUGAGAGACUGGACAGACUAAAGUCAUGGAUUGAUGACAGCUUCAUGUACGCCCCUGGUGACGAUGCAGUGACCACGCCCACUCUCUCCGUUGCGUACCUCUCACUGCGUACCAACAGCCCCCUCCUCAUGACCAUGGACCCUGCUCAGAUCGGCAAGACCACCCUUCACACUGACGAUAUGGACCUGGCCGGUGACAUCAUUCAAUCUCUGGCCACCUAUUUAGGAAUUGAGGAUCUGGAAGUGGUGGCCGAGUUCCCCAAGCACAUGGAGGAGCUGCGUAGUGUGUUGUCACAGGUGGACGAGUACCACAAGGUACGACAGAGACUCACGGCUGAGAUGGCCGACAACUCGGGCGUGAUACGUAACCUGGUGGUGAGGGCAGAGGACGCGAGGAUGAUGAACGAUAUGACCAACAUGAAGAAGGCGUACAUGCAGCUGUACGAUCUGAACAAGGACAUUGUAACCGGCUACAAGAUACGCUCCAAUAAUCACAUGGAGCUGCUGGAAUGCCUCAAGAUAGUCAACCAGGCCAUCCAGAAAGCUGGGAAGUUGAGAGUCGGUCGCCCUAAGGCUAAAGUGAUCUCGGGCUGUAGGACUGCCAUAAAGAACAAAGAGGUGGAGACACUGUUCAAGAUCAUGAGAUCUGGUGCUAACUAGCCCUUGUACAUGUACUGUGUCUAAUAAUUAAAUGUAUAGACAGACCUGUUAUCACAGCAAACCGAUCACUUAAUUAAAAAUUAAUGUGCCCAUUGGAUUUUAAUUGUUUUAAUUGUGGAUUAAUUAUUGUAAAA